Coprinopsis cinerea okayama7#130 is the source of this 1653-nucleotide messenger RNA. RefSeq lists its product as hypothetical. The coding region runs from base 1 to 1653 and encodes 550 amino acids. The record is from RefSeq and is a predicted model, not a curated record. The transcript is spliced from 5 exons. Lineage: Eukaryota; Fungi; Basidiomycota; Agaricomycetes; Agaricales; Psathyrellaceae.
AUGGACGCCAAUAUCGACCCCAUUCUUCAAGCUAUUCCCGGCACAGCAGCCCCUCCCACCUUGACGCAGGCGUCAACUAGACCAACAUCAACUCUGGAAGCUCCGCCUAGCCACGCUAUCCCUCUAGCGAUGGGCCCAACCACAUCCCCGCCGGCCGGGCCCAACUACAUCCUCCCACCACUGCCUACUUUCCCAGCUCUCCGAAACAACCCCAGUCCUCCAGCCAAACACGUUGUGCCUGCCCCCAUAACCAUGCCCAGUCCAACGCAUACCCUCCCGCCACUUCCCGCCUCGCAGGCGCCGAAUCCUCCUCAGAUCGCUGGUGAAGCUGUAUAUCGCGAAUGCAUCGAGAUUCGGAAGCAGAUCGCUGUCCUCGAGCAGUACAACCAAGCGUUAGUGGAUCGAACGGCGUGGCUCCAGGCAGAGCAUUCCUCGUUGACGGGUGCGCAUGCUGCACUCAGGGCCGAAUUUGAUGCACUCUCGAAGGCGGUUGAGGAGCUGAAGGUAUCGACCUCGACAAUCGUGGAAUCGGCCAGCAGCAGCUCCUCGGCGACGAUAUUCGACGUGCUGUGCGAUGGCGACGGUCAUGUCAAUGAUGCGAUUGCGAAAUUGGAGGAGGACGUGGUAGACGAGCUCACUGCAUCCGAUUUCCAAAAGAGCACUUACUGCCAUCUGCUUGUCAACGAAGCUGUCAAGGCAGUCCUUGGCAUCAGUGUCCUCAAUAAGAGGGACCUCUUCCCCGUCGUCCCUAACCCCGACCUUCCAGACGAAGACAUUCUAAGCCGUCCGUUGAUCAAAGGCACCACCAUCCACAUUCAACGGUACCUUUGGGAAUUCUCUGAAACCAAUCCACACAACGAGAAAGUCAUCGGCAUCCUAGCAGACUAUGUAAUGGCGCACGGUUGGACGUACCAUGAAGAGGCCGCAGCUGCAGGGAAGAUCCUUUCGCUCCAUCAGUGGAAGGUCUCUUUCAAAUCCAAGAUGGCGCGCAUGCGGGGUAUAUGGCGAGGUAAUUCUGAAACCGCUGCAGUCAAGAGGGCGGAUAAGAAGACUCGAACUGACAUGUUGAACCGGGCUCGAUAUAAAUGCGCACGGCGCAUUCGCUGCCGCGAGACGUAUCCACAAGAUCAUGAAAUCAACCACCCAAAGUACGACCCAGUCUUCACUGCCCAGAUGCAAUCCGACGACGAAGACUUUCAAAAUCCCGACGGCACCAUUGACAAGUCCAAAUAUCUUUCGAGGCCUGCAACGUGGGAGUCAGCGGAGCUGCGUCGCAUCAAGGCUCUGGCGGAUGCUGGUCGUGAUCCACAGGCGUCGACUCAGGCGACUAUCCGGAUUGCAGGAACACCCAAGGAGACUGAGGGUCCACCAUUCACAAAGGGACUUGUCGGUCGUGCUCGUCGAUGGAUGGUUGACCCAGACUGGUUGGCGAAGCAUCCCGAUGUCGAUGUUGAGACCCGGAUUGCGGCUAAUGGAAAGCAUUGGGGAGAUGCAGAGGAUCCAGAGGACAUCCUGCAGAAGAAGGAGGCCUUGAAGGCGGCCAAGGGUGCCCUAGCCCUAAAACGCAAGGCCACAAGCCAGACGGGGAAAAGUGGAAAGAAGGGGAAGGCAGUGGCGGAAGAGGCCAGUGUUUCUGGUGCCGAAUUUUUUUAG